GUGCCUCGUGCGGCGAUAGUUUCGAGUCGGAGCAGGCGUUGUUGCGUCAUCGUAAACUACACGCAGAUGCCCCCGUGCCGUGCCAUAUGUGUCCCGCGUGGUUCACAACCGCGCACUCGCGCGAGACGCAUUACCUGCGCGCGCACCUCGGCGCGUCCACGCCCCGCGCCGCCCCGGCGUCCACGCCCCGCCACCCCCGCCCCCGCCGCCCGCCCGGCAACAAACCCGCCAUGUGCGAGCUUUGCGGGAAGAAAUACCAUUCCGCAGCCGCCCUGUCGUACCACCAGCGCUCACACACGGGCGAGAAACCAUUCGCCUGCACGCGAUGCCCGAAAAGCUUCGCUCUCAACCACUCGCUGCAGGCGCACAUCCGCACGCACACAGGGGAGCGCCCGUACCGUUGCUCGCGGUGCCCGCGCGCGUUCCUCAACGCCAACAAUCUAGCACGACAUAAGAAAACUGUACACCUCGGGCAGAAGCAGUACUCUCGGUGCGCGGCGUGCGCGCGCCGGCUCGCGUCGCCGGCCGCCGCGCGCGCGCACGCCGCCGCCGCGCACGGCGCCGCCUAG
Molecule: messenger RNA, 569 nt
Organism: Cydia splendana
Lineage: Eukaryota; Metazoa; Arthropoda; Insecta; Lepidoptera; Tortricidae
Product: transcription factor che-1-like
Exons: 5
Coding region: 87-569 (160 amino acids)
Biological process (GO): regulation of transcription by RNA polymerase II
Cellular component (GO): nucleus
Molecular function (GO): RNA polymerase II transcription regulatory region sequence-specific DNA binding; DNA-binding transcription factor activity, RNA polymerase II-specific
Source: RefSeq, a predicted model, not a curated record